AUGACUGAUAUCCUUGAACGGUUAGCUGAGAGACAUGUUCUAGGGCCACUUAAGCAACCCAGGGCCCAGGAUAGAGAGGAAGAUAGAGCGUUGGAGAGAUUUCUGAAAUUUAACCCGCCUAAAUUCACUGGAGAACCUAACCCCGAGGUAGCGGAGAAUUGGUUGGAGAGGAUGACCAAUAUAUUCGCCGCCUUAGAUUAUACCGAAGAUAGGCUGGUGGACAAAAUCAAUGUAUCAAUCGGGCAAGAUGCCAAGUCAAAAUCUCUGAUUGGGGUCCUGGACAUCUAUGGUUUUGAAAGCUUCAAGCAUAAUAGCUUUGAGCAAUUCUGCAUUAACUUUACAAAUGAGAAACUGCAGCAACAUUUUAACCAGCAUGUCUUCAAGAUGGAGCAAGAAGAAUACACAAGAGAGGUCAUUGAUUGGAGCUAUAUUGAAUUUGUUGACAAUCAAGAUGUUUUAGAUCUUAUUGAGAAGAAACCAGGUGGAAUUGUUGCUCUUCUUGAUGAAGCCUGUAUGUUUCCAAAGUCAACACAUGAAACAUUUGCAAACAAGCUUUAUAUGACUUUCAAGAAUCAUAAGCGGUUUCUGAAGCCUAAAUUGUCUCGCACAGAUUUCAUAAUAUCUCAUUAUGCUGGAGAGGUUCACUACCAGUCUGAUCAAUUUUUGGACAAAAAUAAAGAUUAUGUGGUUCCAGAACAUCAAGACCUGUUAAGUGCUUCUAAAUGCUCUUUUGUCGCUGGCCUUUUUCCUUCAAUUCAUGAAGAGACUACAAAAUCUUCCAAGUUUGCAUCAAUUGGGUCACGUUUUAAGUUACAACUACAACAAUUGAUGGAAACUUUAAAUGCUACAGAACCGCACUAUAUAAGAUGUGUAAAGCCAAACAAUCUUCUUAAACCUGCCAUUUUCGAGAAUUCAAAUAUAAUGCAACAAUUGCGCUGUGGAGGUGUUCUGGAAGCAAUCAGAAUAAGUUGUGCUGGAUAUCCUACUCGCCGACCUUUUUUUGAGUUCAUAAACCGAUUUGGGCUUCUUGCACCUGAGGUUUUGGAAGGAAGUUAUGAUGAAAAAGUUGCAUGCCAGAAGAUUUUGGAAAAGAAAGGGCUCAAUGGAUCUCAGAUAGGUAAAACAAAGGUUUUCCUAAGAGCUGGUCAGAUGGCUGAGUUAGAUGCUCGAAGGGCAGAAGUUCUUUCAAGUGCAGCAAAAGCCAUACAACAGCGAAUACGAACUCAUUAUGCUCGUAAGCAAUUUGUUGCAUUGAGAAAAGCAAGCAUCUGUAUGCAGUCUUUGUGCAGAGGUAAACUGGCUUGCAAACAUUAUGAGGGAAUGAAAAGGGAGGCAGCUGCAGUAAAAAUUCAGAAGAACACGCGUAGACGUGAAGCCAGAAUGGCAUAUAACAAACUCCGCAUCUCAGUGCUUGUUUUGCAGACAGGCUUGCGUUCAAUGGAUGCUUGUAAAAGAUUUACAUUUAAAAGGCAAAGUAGAGCUGCAACUGUAAUUCAGGCAAUGUGGCGCUGUCAUAAAGCAUCAUCAUAUCACAGAAAACUUAAGAGAGGAACAAUAAUUGCACAAUGCAGAUGGAGGGGAAAAAUUGCCAGGAGGGAGUUACGGAAGCUAAAAAUGGCUGCAAGAGAAACAGGGGCAUUGAAAGAGGCCAAAGACAAGCUUGAGAAACAAUUGGAGGAGCUCACAUGGCGCUUACAGCUGGAAAAACGUCUGAGGACUGACCUAGAAGAAGCCAAAGCACAAGAAAUAGCAAAAUUACAAAACUCUUUGGAGGCUAUGCAAAAGAAAGUUGAUGAAGCAAAUGCACUGCUAGUCAAAGAACGAGAGUCCGCAAAAAAGGCUAUUCAAGAUGCACCUCCAGUCAUCAAGGAGGUUCCAGUUUAUGUUGAAGACACCAAUAAAGUUGAAUCUCUGACAGAAGAAAUUAACAGUUUAAAGGCUUCAUUGCAGCAUGAAAAGGAAAGCUCUAAUGAGCUACAACAGCAGUAUGGCAAAGCACAAGAGUCUAGUGAAGAAAGACGUAAACAGUUAGAAGAAACAGAAGGAAGACUUCAUCAGCUCCAAGAAUCUUUACACAGGCUAGAGGAGAAAUUGAAUAAUUUGGAAUCAGAGAAUAAAGUUCUUCGUCAACAAGCUGUAUCAAUUGCACCAAAUAAGUUCCUCUCUGGACGAUCUAGAUCAAUUCUUCAGAGGAUGGAAAGCAGUCAUUCCUUUGGCGAUACUAGGAUGACCAUGGAUUUGCAUAGUGCUUCAAUGAAUCAUAGGGAUUUUGAAGCAGAUGACAAACCACAAAAGUCACUGAAUGAGAAACAGCAGGAGAAUCAGGAGUUGCUACUUCGUUGCAUUGCUCAACACUUGGGCUUUGCCUGCAAUAGGCCAAUUGCAGCAUGCAUCAUAUAUAAAUGCCUUCUGCAUUGGAGAUCUUUUGAAGUUGAGAGGACUAGUGUUUUUGACCGCAUCAUCCAGACUAUAGGUCAUGCUAUCGAGAAAACCCAGGACAACAAUGAUGUCUUGGCCUAUUGGCUAUCAAAUGCUUCUACUCUCUUAUUGCUGCUCCAGCGGACAUUGAAAGCCAGUGGUGCUGCUGGCAUGGCACCUCAACGACGUCGAUCGUCCUCUGCAAGUCUCUUUGGGAGGAUGAAUUACAGUUUCAGGGGAACACCCCAAGGGGUCAACCUAUCUUUUGUAACUAGUGGCAUCCCUGGUGGAGUAGAAUCUUUACGCCAAAUUGAAGCAAAGUACCCUGCUUUACUCUUCAAACAGCAACUUACAGCUUAUGUGGAAAAAAUCUACGGGAUGAUUCGUGAUAAUCUGAAGAAGGAAAUAUCUCCAUUGCUUGGGCUGUGUAUUCAGGCACCAAGAACUUCUAGAGCAAGCUUAGUUAAGGGAUCAUCGCGUUCAGUUGCGAAUACUGCUGCCCAGCAAGUUUUGAUUGCUCACUGGCAAGGAAUAGUGACAAGCCUUUUUAAUUUAUCGGGUGUUAUGAGAUAA
Messenger RNA from Coffea eugenioides, 2991 nucleotides. Its product is annotated as myosin-9-like. The record is from RefSeq and is a predicted model, not a curated record. Gene Ontology annotation, molecular function: actin filament binding; ATP binding; microfilament motor activity. Gene Ontology annotation, biological process: vesicle transport along actin filament; actin filament organization. The coding region runs from base 1 to 2991 and encodes 996 amino acids. Gene Ontology annotation, cellular component: actin cytoskeleton; myosin complex; vesicle. The transcript has 22 exons. NCBI's taxonomy places the organism in Eukaryota, Viridiplantae, Streptophyta, Magnoliopsida, Gentianales, Rubiaceae.